Messenger RNA from Miscanthus lutarioriparius, 1803 nucleotides. NCBI's taxonomy places the organism in Eukaryota, Viridiplantae, Streptophyta, Magnoliopsida, Poales, Poaceae. The record is from the annotation of a GenBank genome assembly.
AUGGCGUCGUACGGCAGCGGCGGCCCGUGGACCACGGUUCCGGUCCGCUCCCGCAGGGCGGAGCCGCUCGCCCCCUCUCCUCGCGGCGGUGGCAGCGGAGGCGGAGGCGGCGACAGCGUGCCGGGGGUGGGCGUGCUCGCCGCGGCGGUGGAUGGGCUCGAGAUCGGCGGCGACGGGGAGAGGCGGCUGGACAAGUACGACAUCCCGGUGCAGGUGAGCGGGGAGGGCGCGCCGGCCCCCGCCGACGGGUUCGAGGCGGCCGGGCUGGCGGAGGCCGUGCUCCGGAACGUGGCGCGCUGCGGCUACGACAACCCCACGCCCGUGCAGCGCUACGCCAUGCCGAUCGUCAUGGCGGGGAGGGACCUCAUGGCGUGCGCGCAGACCGGGUCCGGGAAGACAGCCGCGUUCUGCCUCCCCGUCGUCAGCGGCCUGGUGGCGGCGCCGGCGGGAGGAGGGAGCGGGUACGGGUACGGCCGGCGGGACAGGGGCUUCGACCGCGUCGCCAAGCCGCGGGCACUCGUCCUCGCGCCCACCAGAGAGCUUGCAGCCCAGAUUAACGAGGAGGCCAAGAAGUUUUCUUUCCAAACAGGACUCAAAGUCGUGGUAGCUUAUGGGGGAACACCAAUGUAUAACCAGCUGCGUGAUCUAGAGAGGGGUGUUGAUCUUCUUGUUGCUACACCUGGACGCCUUGUGGACAUGGUUGAGCGAUCGAGGAUCUCUCUUGAGGCAAUUAAGUACCUGGUAAUGGAUGAGGCUGACAGAAUGCUGGAUAUGGGGUUUGAACCUCAGAUAAGAAAGAUAGUUGACAUGAUGAAUAUGCCAAAAAAGUCUGUAAGACAAACUAUGCUCUUCAGCGCAACUUUCCCACCUGAAAUACAGAGGUUGGCUUCUGAUUUCUUGUACAAUUACAUAUUUGUUACUGUCGGGAGGGUUGGGUCAAGCACUGACCUGAUUGAGCAGAAAAUUGAGUUUGUUAAUGAUGGGGAGAAAAGAGGCUUCCUGAUAGAUCUUUUGCAGAAGCAAUCUGUUGGUGUGGCCGAUAGCAAGCAACCCCUAACAUUGGUCUUUGUGGAGACAAAGCGGGAAGCUGAUUCACUGCAGUAUUUUCUACAGUCAAAAGGUUUCCCAGCAACAGCAAUCCAUGGUGACAGAACACAACAGGAGAGGGAGAGCGCACUGAAAUCCUUCAAGAGUGGCGCCACUCCUAUCAUGGUCGCCACCGAUGUAGCUUCAAGGGGUCUGGAUGUCCCGAACGUGGCUCAUGUGAUCAAUUACGACCUCCCCAAGAGCAUCGAAGAUUACGUCCACAGGAUCGGAAGAACUGGGAGAGCCGGAAAGGCUGGGAUCGCCACCGCUUUCUUUACCGAGUCGAACCAACCCCUGGCAAAGGGCCUGCUGGAGCUGAUGACUGAGGCGAAGCGGGAUGUGCCUGAGUGGCUGGUGGAAUAUGCAAACAGGCCGUGCUAUGGAGGGUCCAGCUAUGGCGGAAGAGGCCGAAGGGGUGGCGGUGGGUUUGGUGGAAGAGACUAUCGCUGCAGCAGUGAUUAUGGCUAUGGUGGCGACGGUGGUGGCUAUUCCAGGCGUGGUGGCAGCUACACUGGUGGUGGCGGUUAUUCCAGCCGCAGUGGUGGCUACUCUGGUGGCAGCAGCAGCUACUCUGGCGGCGGUUCUCGUGGUGGUGGUGGCGGAAACUCUAGUGGUGGUGGCGGUGGAGGUUCCUCCGGGUCAAGUGCUCCUCCUCCCCGGUACUACCCGUCGUGCCCCAUGGGCACCGCUGACAUCAGCGCCUCUGGCUGGGACUAG